AUGCACACACAACUGGAGAUUUUUAUUACGGAUAUGAAAGAUGACAGUCAGUACGACAAUGCUAUUCCCUGUGAGAAUGCAUACUGGGAGCAUCCAGCAGAAGAUGGCAAGACAGACCAACGACCAAGGGAGAUGACCAGGCGCAAAGAGAGAGUUAUAUGCAGACUCAUGACGCAAGCGAUAUACUUUGCAAAUGCAUGGACUGACGCAGCACGGAAAAACGCAAGCCACGAUGACCAAAAUAAGGAGAUAAAGGGAAUAAUGAGAUGCACCAUAGCGGAUAUAUACAAAGACAUACUGACGGAACACGGAUGCGAAGGUCACUGGGGCACAUAUUACGCAUGGUGGGUGGUGGACCAAAUAUCGCAAGCAAUGAAGGCACCUGGGCGCGAGCAGCAUUGUAAGCGGGGUAUGUAUAACACUAUACACUUAGGGGACUGGCCCAUGAGGCAGCAGAUGAAGACAUGGCUAAAGCAGAAUGAACAGAUGAAGGAGAGACUUGAACAGGAACGCAUAAGCGAUGGGUGCCAGGGCAGAACAUUGAACAUAGGGAGCGACAUGACAAAGGAGUCAGAACAAAAGACAGAUGAAACCACGAAGACUGCAAUGAGGCAGGAGGCACAAGCAAUUUUGAAUGAAAUGAAGAAAGAAAUGAACGAGGAGGAGCAACGAUUAAGGGCGCCAGGUGCGCCAGCACCCACGUACGAUUCUGUGGGCGAAGAACACGAACAAAGGGGUGACCAGAUAGACGCACAAAUACAACACGCAAUCGAGGAAGUGAAAGACAAAAUAAAGGAACUGAUCGAGAAGACUGCCCGUGACAAGGCAGCCGCCGCCAAAGCAGCAGCGGUGACAAAACCAGCCACGACCACCUCGGCAACCACAAAACCGGUAGCUGCAGGAGGAGGAGACCAGAAACGGCCGCAGCCCUCGGCACCAUCAACAUCAGGAGCAGUAGGAAGGGCAGAUUCUCCAGCACCUGCUGCACCACCUGGCGCAGACGGGACAGGUGGGAACCCUGGAAGUAACAAGCCACAGGAAGGUGAGUUAGACUGCGAAAACGAGGAUUCCAGUGGUGUUCUUUCAGGAACAGAAACCCAUACAGGGUCUAGUGUCAGCGUUUCCAAGGGUCGUCAUGCUAUGCCAGGACAACUUCCCUGUAGUGAGUUGAAGAACUUACUACGCCAACAGGAUAUAACGAGUUCCCCUCCUGCUGUCAUAGGUGGCGGAUCCCCGGAACCUCGCCCUGCUGGCACAGAGGAUGCAGCCCGUACCCCAAUACAGAAUCCGGAGCAUGCGCAGCCCACUGCAGCUGUGGGGCGCGUACAUAGUGCGGCAGACGAGGAGGCAAAGGAUAGGGAAGCCCAGGAGGAGGCUCGUCGGGCCCAAGAGAAAGCCGUCCAGGACGAGAUUCAAGCUAUAGAAAACUGGGAGACAGCAGAAAAAGAGGACGCACAGAAAAUAAAACAAUGGGUAUCGGAUGGUACUAAAGCACACAGCGACUUUGGACUUGAAUUAACGCGUACAUCAAAGGAAACGAAUGAUCCAGGAGGAGGAAUUGCACCACCCACGUUACACGCGGGAACUUCUAAUCAUCCCAUUGAAUACCCCGGUACACCCGGGAAUCCGAAUAAUGGUCCCGAUGUCCCCGACCUAACCGGUACGGUCCUUACCGCCACUACUCCCGUACUCUUCUUCCUGUCCGCCGUCACCGUCGCCCUCCUUGGUUAUUCCCUUUGGAAGCUACAUCUAGAAGUGCUCCACGAAUGCGAAACAGCCGAGUGGGAAAACGUCAACGACGACUAUUUGCAAAUACUCGUUGAACAGUUUAUGGGGGGAAACAACGGACAUAGUAGUUCCCCGGCUUCUUCUUCGAACGAGGAAUCAACAACCGGCCAUUCGACAAGCCACAGCCGCCUAACGCGGGAUCCCACCGCAACGGAUUCCUGUCUACCUAACGACGAUAACCCAUGGAGGUGUAUGGAAAGCAUACAGUUCGCCACGGACCCUUGUGCACCGCAUGCACACGACCACGAUCCAUGGAGUUGUAUGCAAUCCAUACAGUUAGAUGCAGAACAGAGUCGUGCUCAUUCCAACCACAGGCAGGCGAACUCGGCCCACGACUGGCAUACCCAUUGGAUCCCUUGGAUUGACCGAAACAAACAUAUUCUGCGGGCGUGCACGACGCAGCCGUGGUUUUUGCAAUUAAAAGCGGAUUGGAAACAAUAUCUGCGCGAGCACAUGGUGGCAAACGGAGCAUCCGGUGAGCACAGGACAGCCGCAACCAUGGAAACGCAGAAAUUGCAUGCAUGGAAAGAAUGGGUAGCGCAACAACAUCGGCAAAUGCGUAUGUAUGGCCAGGAGGCGUCGUUCCAACAUUUGUUGAAUAAUGUAGAGGAGGAGACAGAAUCGCACAAAGGCGACAUACCUCGCGUAGAACAACACUUAGACGUGGAAAAAUCAACUUCUUUUCAUAUGACCAUAGGAACAGGUGGGUACAGCUUAAAUGCAUAUAAAAUGUACAUUUACAUGAAUAAUAUGAACGGGUCGUAUUCUCCUUUAUGUGAAGUUAAUUAUUAA
Molecule: messenger RNA, 2580 nt
Organism: Plasmodium fragile
Lineage: Eukaryota; Apicomplexa; Aconoidasida; Haemosporida; Plasmodiidae
Exons: 4
Coding region: 1-2580 (859 amino acids)
Source: RefSeq, a predicted model, not a curated record